Messenger RNA from Plectropomus leopardus (leopard coralgrouper), 963 nucleotides. RefSeq names its product coiled-coil domain containing 33 (gene ccdc33). The record is from RefSeq and is a predicted model, not a curated record. NCBI's taxonomy places the organism in Eukaryota, Metazoa, Chordata, Actinopteri, Perciformes, Serranidae. Gene Ontology annotation, cellular component: peroxisome.
UCUCCACAUGACACAGAUCACCGACCUCCAAACUAAGGAGGUGGACAACUAUCGUUCAGCCAUGAGUAGUAUGGCAGAUGACAUCAUAGCACUGAGGACUCAGGUGGUGACUUUGGAGGAAGAAAACAGUCAGCUCCGCACUGAUCUAUCCCUGCAGCAGGACCUGGGCCGGGACCUGCUGCAUGACACCGACAUCGACGUCAUGACCAAGGCUGAGAUUGCUGACCGUAUAGCUUCUCUCAAAUUCAAGCUGGCCAGUGAGACCAGUAAGGCUGCCUCCCAAAGAGACAGGGUCCUGCAGCUGCAGAAUGUGCUGAUCAGGAAGAAUGACAGUGAGAAGGAGCUGCUAAAACUUCAGAGAGUCCACCAGCAGCAACAGGAGAGUCUGCAGCGUCACCAGAGUCAUUUGGAAAAAAUGUCAGCUUUGGAGGCCACAGUGACACAGCAGGAAAAGGUCAUCGAGAAGAUGGAGAAAGCAUUAGAUGGCAAACUCAGAGAGAAGAACAAGCAGAGUGGUGACAAAAGGCUGGUGGUGAAAAAGCAAAGAGGUGAGACUCACCACAGAGAGGAUGAGAUAGAGUCGGCCAUGGCAGCAGAAAACACUCGUCUCAGAGGAGAGCUGGACAGGAUUCGGCAGCAGGCCACUCUAGUCGUUGUUCAGCAGUCAGCUCAGAAAAAAGACGCACUGCCACUUAAGGAGAGACUGAGCUUACUACAUAAACUGGAGAUGGCCGAAGCAAGAAUCCAGUCCCUGGAGGCUCAGCUGGAGGAGAACUCUAAAUUAUGGGGGAGAGAAAAACAAGAAAUGUUGACCAAACUGAUGGAGCACAGGCACGGCUUCAUCCGGACACCAACCACAAUCCUACAUAAUGCUCCUUUGAAGUCUGUGUCAGAGUCAUUGCAUCAGGAAAACAGACAGAGGAAACAGAAGCCCAUAAAAUGACGCGCACUAAACACACGCAC